This is a messenger RNA of Lichtheimia ornata, 1599 nucleotides long. RefSeq lists its product as uncharacterized. The transcript is spliced from 3 exons. Gene Ontology annotation, molecular function: iron ion binding; heme binding; monooxygenase activity. The record is from RefSeq and is a predicted model, not a curated record. NCBI's taxonomy places the organism in Eukaryota, Fungi, Mucoromycota, Mucoromycetes, Mucorales, Lichtheimiaceae. Bases 1 to 1599 code for a protein of 532 amino acids.
AUGUCAAGCACGCAAUUAUUGAAGGAUACACUAAGCGAUUGGCUUCUCCCUGUACUCAAGUCGCAGCCGAACAUACGUUCCUUGAUUAUACGUUUUGGGUUAACGAGUGCAGCAACGUGGGUGGUGGCACGCUAUUUUAUUUAUCGGUUGUACCUGCAUCCUGCCAACUCGAUUCCAGGUCCACGGGUCGAUUGGAUACCGUUGCUAGGCAACAUGCGAGAAAUUAUUCGUGACCCUCCUGCUGUACCUCAUCGAAAAUGGGCUCAACAAUACGGCAGCGUGGUGUGCUACCAUGGAGCAUGGAAUAAGCCAACAGUGCUAGUGACCGACCCGGAGAUUAUCAAGCAAAUUUUGACGUUGGAGCACUAUGACUUUGUCAAAAAUCCCCAAACACGUCGAUUUUUGGCACCUGUGGUGGGUGAAGAAGGCGUGUUGCUAGUCGAAGGUGAUAUCCAUCGACAGCAACGUAAACUACUCAACCCAGCAUUUUCAUUACAAGCCUUACGUUCGUUGGUACCCGCCAUCGUAAAGCCUGCGCUCCAGCUGCGCGAUAGAUGGCUCUCUGAAUUACAAGAUAAUCAACCCACAACCAUUGUGGUGGAUCAUGGCCUUUCACUUGCCACACUUGAUGCCAUUGGUUUGGCAGGAUUUGGCGCAGAAUUCCAAUCCGUAUUGGAUGCACCUCUUGACACGAGCGGUGGUCGUCUUAGUCAAGCGUAUUUGGAUCUUACGUCUGGUGACAACAAUUUGGCUCGUGGUAUCGGUCUCUUUAUACCUGCUUACAAUCAUAUCCCAACACAACGCAAUCGAUCAUUGAGACGCAUCAUCAACACACUUCAUGCUGAAGCACUUGAAUUGAUUAAACAAGGACGCAAGGAAUUGCUGCAGCAACCAGAAUCGAAUCGAGCGCUCUUGUCGUUGAUGCUACGUUCCGUUGAUGAUGAUACAGGACGAACGAUGACUGAUCAAGAAUUAAAGGCUCAAUGUUUAACAUUCUUGGCAGCAGGGCACGAUACAACAGCGGUGGCAUUGUCAUGGGGAUUAUAUUUGUUGGCGCAGCACAAAGAUAUCCAAGAUGCUUUACGUGAAGAAAUCAUGCCUGUGUUUGCUAAUGUGGAUACGGAGGAGAUGCCAUCCUAUGAACAAGUCAACAAUUUGCCGCUGCUUAAUAACGUGUGCAAGGAGGUGAUGCGUUUGUAUCCACCUGUGCCUAUGACAUCCCGUAUCACAGCCAAAGAUCAAACAGUGCUUGGUGGUCGUUAUGUAGUGGCCAAGGAUACUACUAUUAUCAUGUCGCCAUUAAUCACCCAUCGGGAUCCAAAGUACUGGGGAGAUGAUGCAGACACCUUCCGACCCUCUCGAUGGGAAGAGGCUCCUGCCAAUCAAGCCAACCCCUACGUGUACAUGCCUUUCUUGGAAGGAGGUCGUAAAUGCAUUGGAUACCGCUUUGCUUUAGUAGAGUUUAAAAUCAUUUUGGCUAUUCUUCUUACACGUCUUCGAUUCUCUGAGGAACCAGGCUUUACACCUUAUAUGCGUCAACAAGUCACUUUACGUCCCAAACCCAACAUGAAACUUGUCGUAGAAUCUUGCAAUCAAUAA